AUGUUGAACGUCCACAUCGUCCCCCACACACACGGAGAGCUGGGAUACACCAGGACCUUCCCACAGCACUACACUGGUGAGUUCAUGAAAGGGCAACAACCUUCGUUGAUUAAUAUGAAGCGAAUAUUGGACUAUACGAUCAGCGAACUAUGGGCGCAAGAGCACAGGAAGUUCACGUUUUCUGACACUCCUUACUUGUUCCACUGGUGGGCGAACAGAGAUGCAACGGUCCGCAGGAUGGUGUACACGCUGCUACGUCAAGGUAGACUCUUCAUCGUGGGCGGGGCAUGGGGGAUGGUGGACGAGGCCACCACCAACUACCACGCCGUGAUCGAUCAGUUCACGUACUCGCUAAGGAAACUCAACGCUACGUUCCUAGAGUGCGGGCGUCCACUGAUGGCCUGGCAGGCAGAUGUCUAUGGGCACUCCCGCGAGAUCGCCUCGCUGCUGGCCCAGAUGGGCUUCGAUGGGCUGUUCAUAAACCCGAUCAGCUUCGACGAUGAGCUGGACAGAAUGAGGAGGAAGUCCAUGGAGUUCUUGUGGAGGGGAAGCGAUGAUUUAGGCGCGGAGACUGAUAUCUACACCCACAAGCUGUUCGACGGGUACUGGUCUCCGCCAGGGUUCUGCUUCGGGAGCUACUGCGACGACCCCCUCCUCAUCACUUCGGACUCGGUCUUCAGGAACAUCGACGAGCGGGUCGACCUGUUCAUAAAGUCGAUCCUCCACCGCCAAGCUCCCUACUACUCCACCAGGAAUGUGAUGGUGAUGAUGGGUCAGAGAUUCGGCUACUAUGACGCCUCUAUAUGGUUCGCCAACGUGGAUAAAUUGAUCAACGAAGUGAACAAAAAGAGUUAUGAGACCGGAGCCAAUAUCAAUCUGUAUUAUUCAACGCCGGCGUGCUACCUGAAAGCGGUCUAUGACUCCAACCCGACUUUGGACACGAAGCAGGAUGACUUCUUCCCUAUGGCCUACGACAAAUUCUCUCACGCUACCGGCCUGUAUACCUCGCGACCCACCAUAAAGUACAUGGCGAGAGAGGGACAUGUAUACCUGCAGAUGGCCAAGCAGCUUCAGGUCCUGGCCAGACUGUGGAACAACGACCAGCUCUUUGAAGAGUUUCAGUGGGUCAUGGGAGCCUUUCAAGACCACAACAUCAUCACGGGAGCCAUGCACGACUACGUAAAGGAAUAUUACACGGACAGAAUGUAUUCCGCCGUGCAGAGGUCAACGUUACUCCUGAAGCAGGCGUUCAACAAAUUGCGUAGGAGCUCACAAUCGAACAUUUACUACCGGUGCUCUUUCAACGAGUCGAGCUGCGCCAACACGGAGUCACCGCAGUUUUUCAUCGUGAUAUACAAUCCGCUGGCGUGGCCGGUGUCCGUUCCCGCGCGACUCCCCGUCGGGAACCACGUGUACCAAGUGUACGGACCAAAACUUGAGAAGAUUAACUCUUCUAUCGUGAGGAUCCCGGGCGCCAUCUUGGCCAUCCCGGAGCGAGCCGCCACAGCCGACCACGAGCUGGUCUUCAUGGCCGAGAACGUCCCACCACUGGGAUUCAGAUCUUACUACAUCGAGAGGUCGCGGACGAGAGACGUCAGAUCGACGAUCAUAAAAAAAAUCAAAAACAAAAACAAAAAGUAUCUAAUCAGACAAGUCAACCCCAAAAUGGCGGACGAGAAUCUAAUGAAUGACGAUGAUUAUUAUUAUGACGAUGUUACUAGCACAGCUAGAACUGCAAACAGAAUUGUUUACGGCGAUUUCGGACGCCAUAAAAAUUAUACAGACGGAUACGUUAUAACUCCGAGACCUAGAAAUAAAUCGUAUGAAUCCACCACCGGUCCAAAAAUUAUAGAUGAAACAACAGAGAUUAAAAUUACGACCAUAGACGACACUGACGAAGUGAUACAGAGUAAUUUUAGCGCAGAGACCACAGCACAGCCAUCGACAGACGCAGUUCCAGAAUCUGAUCAAGAACCCUCUGCAGUUGAGAAGGAUUCUGAUAUCAGCACUGAUCCGAGAAGAUCCGAUAUAGAUAAUAAUGGAUAUGUCGUUUCGAAGGAUAUGUUUAUUUCUAAUAAGUACAUCCGUAUCAAUCUGGACUCCACGCGAAAAAUAACAAACCUGACUCUGUCGAACAACGUGUCUCUAGCUUUGGACGUCCAGUUUUACUACUACGCGUCCGACAAACCGACGGAUACUGGCCGGGCGGACAAAAAGAAUCCGGGCGUCUACCUCUUCCGGCCGGUCGAUUCAAAUCCCAUACCGAUCUUGGAUUUCAUCGAGACAAUUGUCUACAAAACUCGUGUAGUAGAAGAGAUACACUGCGCUUAUUCAGAUUACGUCUCGUUCGUGGCGAGAUUGUACACAGACUUGCCUUAUAUUGAGGUGGAUUGGGUCGUGGGGCCAGUGCCGGUGGAAGACGGGUGGGGCAAGGAUGUGUUCUUGAGGUACACGACGGAUCUGGGUAACGACGGCGCGUUCUACACAGACGCAAAUGGCCGGCAGACUUUGAAGAGGCUCAGGAAUCUAAGGGCCACGUACGAGCCCGUCAAUAUGGACGCGAUACCCGGCAACCUCUACCCGGUAACGUCGAAAAUAUACAUAGAGGACGAGCAAAAGAACCUUAGAUUCUCGAUCUUCAACGACAGAGCCCAAGGGGGGACGUCGCUGACGGAUGGAGAACUGGACCUUAUGAUCAUAAGACGGAUUCUGACUGACGAAACGGGAACGGAGAUGAAUCUGAACGAAACUGAAUAUGACAGAGGCCUGAUUGUCAGAGGGAAGCAUAUACUAUACGCGACGAAGAUGAAUCACAAACCAAACAUGAUUUACGAGAAGAGAUUGGCGAAGGAGAUCAGCUUGGAGCCGAAGGUCCUAGUUUCUGAGUACGGUGGCUACGGGCCCUACCUGAAAUCGAAGUGGCUGGGGGAGACCAAUGAAUUUAGUGCGUUAAAGAAAAAACUGCCCUUAGGCAUACAUUUGCUGUCGAUUGAGCAGUGGAACGAAGCCACGGUUCUGAUAAGACUGGAGAAUUAUCUGGAAAAAUCCGACGCAAUCCGAAGCGGAAUCAAAAGGGUCUAUUUGAGAGACGUUUUCGUCAAUUUGAAGAUUAGAAGCAUAGCGGAAUGCGCGCUUGGAGGUAACGUGUGGCUCAAGGACUGGUCUCCGUUGAGGUGGAACAAGAAAACCGAAUUCUUGAGGAGUUUCAACGAAUACUACGGCCGUUCGAACACCAGUACUGUAUAUGCUGAUGAGCCGAGAAUGCUUAGCGAGGGUAGUCUGGAGAAAGGCCUGACGUUGAGGCCGCAGCAAAUCAGGACCUUCGUGGUCUGGUUCGAUUACGUCGACCUUAAGCUGGGUAAUGUGUUGUGA
Bombyx mandarina (wild silkworm) is the source of this 3372-nucleotide messenger RNA. Its product is annotated as lysosomal alpha-mannosidase. Gene Ontology annotation, biological process: mannose metabolic process. Gene Ontology annotation, cellular component: lysosome. The record is from RefSeq and is a predicted model, not a curated record. NCBI's taxonomy places the organism in Eukaryota, Metazoa, Arthropoda, Insecta, Lepidoptera, Bombycidae. Gene Ontology annotation, molecular function: alpha-mannosidase activity; carbohydrate binding.